Messenger RNA from Cutaneotrichosporon oleaginosum, 920 nucleotides. RefSeq lists its product as uncharacterized. Gene Ontology annotation, molecular function: ATP hydrolysis activity; ATP binding; ABC-type oligopeptide transporter activity. NCBI's taxonomy places the organism in Eukaryota, Fungi, Basidiomycota, Tremellomycetes, Trichosporonales, Trichosporonaceae. The record is from RefSeq and is a predicted model, not a curated record.
AACGUGACAUUUAGCUACCCUGGAGCGGACAAGCGCAAGCCGUCGCUGAAGAACGUCAGCCUUCGCAUCGCGCCCGGCGAGACGGUCGCUAUCGUCGGCUCAAACGGAUCAGGCAAGUCUACACUUCUCAAGGUGCUCCUUGGCCUGUAUGAUGGGCAUGAAGGCCUUCAUGGUGAUGUUCAUGUCAACAACACCCACAUCAGCGAUUACGACAUGAGGGGCAUUUACGCGCCAACCGCGGUGGUGAUGCAGGACUUUCAGCGCUACAGUCUUACCCUGCGCGAAAACGUCGGCCUCGGAUCAACUUCCCUUUUGCACGACGACGAAGCUUUGAAGAAGGCUCUUGAGCGCGGUGGAGCCUCGGCAGUCGCCAAACAGAUUGGACUGGACGCUUUAACCGCUCUCAGUGGCGGUCAGUGGCAGCGCGUGGCGCUUGCGCGCGCGUUCAUGGCUGCCCCGCACGCCGACAUGGUGAUGUUCGACGAGGUGAGCAGCCCGCGUUCAAGCUCACAGCAGCCCAGUUCCAAUCUUGACCCGGAGGCGGAGGCCGACCUGUUCAGGGCGCUGCACAGCCUCUCGAGCGCUCAGGAGGGACACCGCACGACGACCAUCUACGUCUCACACCGCAUGCAGACGGUAGGGCGUGCGCAGCGCAUCAUCCUGCUCGAGCACGGCGCCAUCGUUGAGAGCGGCACGCAUGAGAGGAGCUCAUCAAGCGCAAGGGUCGUUACUUUGACCUGUACACGGUGCAGCGCGACGGCUUCAUCUAGAAGGGGAUGCUGGAGGGCGACGUGAGCCAUGAGGGAGGCGUAUGAGAAAGCAGAAGCCGAUGCGUCUGUUGUUACGAUGCCAUAGUCAGUCUGUCAGCCAACGCAUGGAAGAAGGUUCUGUUACCAGUUGUCGCCGCGAUUCUCCCUGCA